Messenger RNA from Pneumocystis murina B123, 1107 nucleotides. RefSeq lists its product as hypothetical. Gene Ontology annotation, molecular function: protein binding. The transcript has 4 exons. NCBI's taxonomy places the organism in Eukaryota, Fungi, Ascomycota, Pneumocystomycetes, Pneumocystales, Pneumocystaceae. Bases 58 to 1107 code for a protein of 349 amino acids. The record is from RefSeq and is a predicted model, not a curated record.
UUUGUUUUCUCUUUUUAUAGUAUAUAGGACUUUCUAGUGCUGAGAUUUUUUUAAGAAAUGUCUUUUCAUUUGAAUGAAAAUCCAUAUAUUUCUACUUUAUCAUCAUCAAUAUUAAUUCUUUUCCUUUCAUUUGGAGGGAUCUUAGGCGUUUUUGUUAUUGUUUUUAUUAUAUAUCACAUAAAUGGUCAUUGUCAUAAUUCUAUUUUUUUAGGUCAUGGAAAUUCUGAGCAACAUGAAGAUUUAAUACAUGAAGAAGCAGUAUUAAUGCAAACAGCCAAUGAAGAAGAGAUAGAAUCUUAUUUUCGAGCAAAAGCAUUUCAAGAGGCAAAUCCUCCUGGUAGCAUGUUAACUGAUAUUAGUCUUUCUCAAUUUAUGUCUAUUCAGGAAAAGGGUGUCUCUGCAUGGGAAUUUGAAGCUUUUUUUGAGAAUAUGAAUUGUUUUGUAGAAUCUAGGACCGAAAUAACAUUUUAUGAUAGUGAAUGCAGUGUUCAGACAAAUUUGCCUAUUCCAAAAACUAAUGAAAUAUAUUAUUGGGAAGCUAAGUUAUAUGAUUUUUCUGAUAAUACUAUUGUUUCUAUUGGAUUGACAACAAAACCUUAUCCUUUAUAUCGAUUGCCUGGAUGGAAUAAAUAUUCCAUUGCUUAUGUUUCUGAUGGUUCGAAAAGGCAUAAUCAGCCGUUUUCAGGUAAGCCUUAUGGGCCUGUGCUUAAACAAGGAGAUGUUAUUGGUGUUGGAUAUAAGCCCCGAACUGGUACUGUUUUUUUUACGAGGAAUGGAAAAAGAUUAGAAGAUGCUGCUCAAUUAUUAAAGACCAAUUUGUUUCCCACUAUUGGUGCAAGUGGUCCAUGUCAGAUUCAUGUGAAUUUCGGUCAGUAUGGAUUUGUUUUUAUUGAAGCGAAUGUGAAAAAAUGGGGAUUAGCACCAAUGGUGGGAACGUUGGCGCCACCUCCAGCUUAUCAAUCUGCUCUUCUUACGCCUCCUGCGUAUCAAGAUUCUUUAUCACGGUAUUAUCAAGGACAACAUGAUUUUUCAAAUAGAAAUAUUAUUGUUACUGAUCCUUCAGGAGUACCAAGAGAUAAUGAAAAUAUAAUUAGUAUACUCGAAUAA